Molecule: messenger RNA, 1412 nt
Organism: Aphanomyces astaci
Lineage: Eukaryota; Oomycota; Saprolegniomycetes; Saprolegniales; Verrucalvaceae
Exons: 3
Coding region: 21-1190 (389 amino acids)
Cellular component (GO): membrane
Molecular function (GO): N-acetylgalactosaminide beta-1,3-galactosyltransferase activity
Source: RefSeq, a predicted model, not a curated record
ACAUUAUUGCCAAGUGACAAAUGUGGCAAGUGGCCGUGGUCUGCUGCGUCGCUGCUGCCGCCAUCGCCGCUCCCUCUGGGGAACAUUCUGCGCUGUCCAAGGAGGAUUUAUGCGCUAUUGACAUUGACCAUUCCAAAUACGCCCUGAACCUCAUCAACGUGGCCAAGAAUGUGUCGUCGGCACCGCGCAUCCUGUGCCUCGUCAACACGAUGUCUGUCCACCACAACACCCGCGUGCAAGCCAUCCGAGACACAUGGGGCCAGCGUUGCGCGAAGCUGCUCUUCUUUAGCAAUGCGACGGACGCCACCACACCAGACAUUGUCCAACUGGACACACAAGCUGACCACAACCACCUCUGGCAAAAGCACAAACAUACGCUGCAAUAUGCAUGGGACCACCAUCGGUUCGACGGUUUCGACUGGUUCUACAAGUCGGACGACGACGCGUACGUAAUCGUGGAGAACCUGCAAGCGUUCCUGCGACUUCCAGAAGUCGUCAUGCGGCAAGACGUCGUGCCGCUCACGUUUGGCCAUCGGUACAAGCUGACCCCCGACCUCGUCGACUACUACGUUGUGAACAAGACAUUGCUCGCGCAGUUCAAGCAACUGACACACAACCGAUGGGUGUUCAACUCGGGGGGGCCUGGGUAUGCCAUGAACCCUCUGUACGUGCAGACGGUCGUCGAGUCACUGCACCGGACGACGUGCUUGAGCGACAAAUAUUGCGAAAUGCUUCCAGAUGAUGCCGCGAUCUCGUUUUGCAUGGUCUGGCAUAACGUGUACCCGUCGAAUACGCGGGACUUGUCGCAUCGGGAACGAUGGCAUGCAGACAAGCCUCGAGGUAUAUCCAGAACUGAAAGAACGAAGGUGGUGAGGUGGAGAGAAUUGAGGGAAUGUAUGGUAGGCGUGUACUUUACCGACGUGACUACUCCGUCGUACUGGCUCGUGCAAUAUCACGACGGAAUCGGCGGUGCCGCGCGCCAUGACGCGUGUUGUUCGCCCGAUAGCGUAGCCUUCCACUACGUCCUUCCGCCAUUGAUGUAUCACAUGGAGCGACAGCUGUACUAUUGUCGGAGCGACGGGGACAAGGACUUGGCGGCGUUCAAUACGCGCACAGGCUUGGCAAUCUCGUCCGAGAUCCUCAAGCCAACCCGGCUCGCUGUCGAGUACGGUCCAGUACCCGACGUCUAAUCAUCAUGUUCUCCAAGCCUUCGUUCGUCGUUCGUUGGAUGGUUGUCGUGGACGAACAUUUCAGUCGUUCCAUUGGACAACUCGGGGGAUAUGCACCCACGAGAAGUGAAAGUAGCCGCUGCUUCGAAAAUCAAAUAUUUCGAUACAUUUUCGGAUAUACCUCGUGGAAUCCAUGCAUUUCCGGAUAAACCUGUCGAAUACAAUGCCCCCUCAACAUUUUGC